ACCAAGAGCGGCACUUCAUUGAGUUACAGACUACAAUCUGGUGUGCGUCGAUUUCACGUCCGUCACUCAGUCAUUGCCACGCGCUUUAAAAUUUAUUUAAAAAAAAAUAAAUAAAUAAAUAUUCCAAUUUAAAUUUCGAAUAUAAGUGAUUAAAAAAAAAAAAAAAAUAGUGCAAUUUUUUCAAAUAAAAACAAUAAAGCAUUUUGAAAAUUGUUUUCAAAAAAACAGUGGUACGAAUAAAAAGUGAAGAAAUAUUUUCCUUUGAAAAUAUAUAGACAAAAAAAAAAGUUCUCCAACAAUUUUUCAAUGAGCAACAAACAAAAAGUUUUAUAUUUCAAAAUUUCUAACGAAUACAAAAAUUGACAUAAAACGUUUUUUGUCAAAAAACUGAAAAGUGGAAAUUUUUUUGGAAACUAAAUAGAAGUGCUUUUUUGAAUUAUUUUCCAUUUGUUAUAAGUUUCUGUUAACAAUUUAUGGAUCUACGCAUUCACAUGUGUUUCGCGCUCUUUUUAUAAUGGCCACGUGACUCGAGAUUUGAAAAUCCCGGCUAUUUUUUUAAAAAGUGUUGUUUCUUGUGUGAUACACUAUAUAUAACAAAAAAAAAAAAAAUAGGAAAAUAAUACUUUACCGCGGAUGAUUUCUCAUAUAAAGUGGAAGGUCAAGGGUACGAUUUUAAAUGUAAAGCAAAUUUUGCAGUGAACCAAAAAGUGAAGCGUGUUCGUGUCUUUGAACGCACAUGACAAUUGAAUAGUGAACAACUCAAGUUUCGCGCACGAUUUGCGAGAACGUGGGAAUCUUAAUUGGAUUCCUUUUGUGAAAGGAACGGAUUCACAUUUUUGUCAAUUUUCAAUCAGGUUCAUGAGAGGGAUGACUUGCCUUCACAUCAAACAUCUGCUGAAAUGAAUCACAAAGAUAUUCUACAUUUGAAAACGUCAUCAAUUUGUUUUUCUAAUCUAAAAAGUUUUAGUGCAGUGAAUAAUAUUCAAUAGAAAAAAAAAAUAUAUAUAUAUAUAUAUAUAUAUAUUAAAAUUAACGAUUUCAAUUAUAUCGAAAGUGUAGGGAAUUAAUAAAUUUUAAAUGGGUCAAGACGAAAACAGUUCGAAAAGUUCAUCGAACAAGGAUUCUGAUACAAAACGAACUAAGCCAAAUUGUGCGCGUUGUCGUAAUCAUGGAUUGACUAUUCGUCUUGCUGGUCAUAAAAUUUUUUGUAGAUUUCGACGAUGUGAGUGUGAAAAUUGCAUUAUUCUUAAGCAACGACAACGUAAUAUGGCAGAUAAUACUGCAUUAAAACGACGAAUAACCGAGACAACAAAUCACAAGAUACAGCCUGGAGAGUUGGAUUAUCUGGAUGACGAUUUACUGGUGACCCUUCCUCAAACGAAGAGGAUGAAAAAAAAAUGUGAUGGUAACAGUAGUAAUUCAUCAAUAAGUGAUCAUGACAGUCUUGGAGUACCAAGCAGUGUUGGAGAUGAGAGAAUUCCAUCGACGAGUAAAGUAUCACCUUUAGACCAAAUUCCACAACCAUUGCCCAGCACAAGCAAUAGUGGAAUUGAUUUGCUGUUUACGCACAGUAUAGAAUUUUUAAAGCACUUUUGUUAUUCCUGGGACAGAUUGCAUCUGACGUUAAUGUACGUUAUUUUAAAAGACUCUAAGAUGAAUAUGGAAGAAGCGGCAAAGAAAAUCGAAGAUGCAAACAGCGACAUCUUGGAAUAUUCACGAAAAAUGUAUCAGAAUAGACCGGAGUUACUGCGUGAUUUUAAACCAGAAUACAUGAGGGAAAUAAAACCGGAAUUACUGCGUGAUAUUAAACCAGAAUUCAUGACGGAAUUGAAAGCUGAUUUGUCAUCAAUUAAGCCGGAACAGUACCAAUUGAAGUCAGAAUUACCAUACCCAUUGAAGCCGGAAUUAUUGUGCCAAAUAAGGGCGGAACAAUACCAAAUGAAAUCAUCAAUACCGUAUCCAAUAAAACCAGAAUUAUUAUAUCAAAUAAAACCAGAAUUGCAGUUCCCAUGUCUCAAUAUACCAUUCAAGUCCCUUGGUGCUCCAACGUACGUUGAUCGUGUUCCAGUUAUCGGUGGAAUUCCUCCAGGAUAUGGAGGACUUCCAGGAUUUUUUAGCCGUUUAAAAAUUCCGCCGAGUCAUGAUUGUCUUCCGGAACCUUCCACCACAUAACCCUGAUUGACCUAAAGAAAAGCAACUUCACGCAUGGAGACUGAAUGUGGCUGAUUCCAAAGAAGAAAAUUGAACCGAAUUAAAAGAAGAUGAAAAAAAAAGAAGUUGAAGAACGACUUCGGCAAAAAGCCAGAAAUCCUUUGUUAUUCGACUUCAUUUAACAUCAAAUUUGCUGUAUCUCCUAUCAAUCGAUUGUUCUCUAAAUAAUAUGUUUCUUAAAAAUUCGGCUACGAUAUUCAAAAUUAUAUAUUAUUUGUAAAUUAUUAAAUUUCAUCAAAAAACUGGGCCAGCGAUUUAUUCAAUUUUCUUUUCAACUCCAAUGGAGACAAUCCAAUGGAAUCGAAAACAAAAAAAAAAAAAAAAAAAUUAUAGAGUUUCGCUAAUAAAAAAAAAAAAAGUGAGAAAAAGUUACUUGACAGAAAUUAAACAGAAAAUCGCGGAAAAUAAAAUAGAUUGCAGAUUGUUAUUCGUUGUCACUCUAAAAUAUUUUUAAACAUUCUUUUUAUAAUUAACGAAAUUCAAUAUUAUCUUUUUUAUUAUUCAAAUUUUUUAUUUGUAAAAAUUGUUUCUUUUUUUUCUAAAAUAUUUCUAAUUAAAUUUCUAUAGCAAAAAUUUUAUAUAAAUGAGAAAAAGAAAAAAAAAUUAAUUUUGCACACAAAAUUGUUGGUUGUCGAAGAAAAAAGACAUUUGGUCAGAAAAUGAAAAAAAAAAAAACGCGUUUGCCUUUUCAUUCCCACCUCGAAGGGGUUAAUUUUUACACAAAAAUAAAAUCGAAUUAGGCCGCGCCACCAGUUGUACCGGACAUGGUAACGGCAAGGAGGACGAAAUUGUUCGUUGGCAUGAAAAGAGAGCAGGUUCGUGAUAAAGCGACAGCAGGAAGCAUCGACCACAAUUAACCGUAAAGAAGAGUAGUCCGAGUGUGCGAAAUAAUAAUACUGCCGAAUGAGAAAAGAUGCGAAAAAAUAAGAAGUGUGGUACAAGAAAGCAUGGGGGGGGGAAAAAGAAAAGAAAGAGAAAAACGAAGAAAAGUGAUUGAAAAUUGUGAAAUAAUUAUUCAUUUUUAUCUUUAUAUUUCAUUAAAUUUUCUUUUUUCAUUUCACUAUGCUGAUUUUCAUCGUACUUAUUACUUAGAAAUUUAAUUUUUCGACUCAAUUAUCAUAAUCUAAAAUGUUUACAAUUCUUAUACAAGAAAGCAGACGACGAUUUGCUGUUUACGUUGGUAUCACUGACUUUCUGUUGCCAUGACAACACGUGCGUUAGAAAAGGACAAAAAAAAAAUGUAUAGGCAAAAAUAACUUUAUACGGUGAAAAUUCGCUUUUGAAUAAAAAAAAAAAAAAAAAUUAAGAAAAAAUACUUAAUGAAAUAAAAAAAAAAGGGAAAUGUUAAGAGAAAAUGGAUAUGAAUGAAAAAUACAUAAAAUUGCUGAACUAAUAAAAUUGCGUAUAUACAAUGUAAGUCAGUUUGCAAAUUUGUUAGUUCCUUUUUAUUUAUUUAUUAUUAGAAUGGAAAGUCAUGUAUAAUUUCUCCAGGAGACUCUUAGUUAAGUCUUUUUUUUUUAUCGUUAUUUUAGAGACUAUAUUCUAGAUUUAGAGAUGUAAGCAGUUUUUGUUCCAUUGUUACGUGCGUGUAUACAAAAACCAGAUGUACUGAACACAAUAUAUUGAGUUGUGGUUGAGAAAAGGAAGCAACGCAUCUUAUUAUAAAUAUAUACAUAUAUAUAUAUUAUAAUUCGGUUAAAGUGAUAAUAAAAGUUGGAACUUUUUCUCUUUUGUUUGUAACAAAGAUUUUGAUUUGUAUAAAAGUUACAAAACAAUGCCCCCUAUCCUCUCUUCGAUUCUUUAAUGUUUGUUGAUGUGCGUGAUUGAGAGUGUAAAUUUGGCGUGUUUGUUCAUUGGUGUGUUUGGGAAAAAAUUUUUUUUUGCGAAAGAUUAUCUUUGAGGAAAGUAACGAACUUGUUACUAUGAAGUUAAAAUCUCUUGUUUGGGAGGAUUUUUUUUUUUGGACGUAACGAACCCAAAGUACGAACACAUUUUCCCCAUUCGUUCUAGACUGCUUCGUGGGUCUAUGGAAUUAUUUUUUUUUCUAUUUUUUUUUUAGGAAUUUGUGGUACGUUAAGAAUCCCUCCUUGAACAAAUACUGCCAAUAAUUUAUUGCGCUCGAAAAUUUGUUUAGAAAACAGAAAUGAAAAACAAAGGGGAAGUUUUUUAAUGAUGGUUAUUAUACAGGAAUUUUUAUACAAUUUUUUUUGGGGAUUUUGUUUCAAUUCUUUUUAGCUAAUUUUGAAUUUCGUUAUAUAAAAACUGUUACGUUGUGAUUUUUUUUUUUAAAAAAAGUAAGAAUUUGAAACAAAAUUUAUUUUAUGAACCAAUGUUACAUAAAACAUAAUUUCUUUUAUUUCCACAAGUUUAUUGUUCUGUUAACAAAAAAGAAAAAAAAAAUUUCUGUUUUAUUUUUGUUUCAUUUAAGAUUACUUUUUAAGAUAAUUUGUAUAAAGACCGUCGUUUAAGAUUGUGUCUCUAAUUUUAAGAAUGUAAAUUUUUUUUUUGUUAAGAUCACGUAUGUACAUUAAAAGAAAUAAUUGUACUUUUCUUGUGAUAGCCACAAAUUUCUUAUAUAUAUAAAUAUAUAUAUAAAAAAAAUAUCUGUAGUUCUUAGAAUGACUGAGUGUUCAACUUUAGGUUCGUAUGUCAACGUCAUACGUUUUAAUCUUAAAUUUAAGUACCGUCGCCAUAUUUUUUUAAAAAUAACUUUUAAUCAUAAUAGCCCUAUAUGUCUAUGUGUAUACGCUAUAGAGAAACGACUUUUAAUUUAAAAAAAAAAAACAAUUAAUUUUCUUUUCUGAAGAGACUGGCCGUUAAUCUCAAUCAAAAUUCCACUAUAGAAUCGAGAUAAAAAUCGUUUCUUAAUGGUUAAUAAUUAACGGAAUUUAAUUCCAUUCAAUAACAACAAUAAAAAAAAUGGAAUUCAUAAAUAGGGAAACGAAUCUAUUAUCUCAAUCAUAUUAUGUCAAAAAGAUUAGACCGUUCUACAUAUACUAUAGAUAAUUAUUGGUCGUCUCUGGACAUCAAUGCGUUCUUAGAGUCCGUUUAGACGAGCAUUUUGUAAAUCUUCUUUUUCUAUAAAGAAUUUUUAGUUUUUAAAACGGUGGACUUUAAAAUGGGUUUUAUUUAUGUCAUUUGUAACUUGUACACACACACAUACACAUAUAUAGAAAAUAAUAAAAACAAGGGAUUAUAAGUACGAUUUUAAUGCUCGUCUAAUAUAUUCGGUUCUUUUAUGUAUUGGUGCAAACAAAAAAAUUUGUUUGUACUUUUACAAUAAAAGCACUUUAUGAACUAUAAUAAAUUAAGACUAACAUGACAUUGUAAGAAAUAAAAAAAAAAAAAAUUCAGAUGAAAAUAAAACGAGAAGUGUACGAAUUGUAUGCACGAAUCUGUUCGUGGAAUCAGUGUACUACUUGCUGUGUUUUAAACGUUCAAUUAUAAUAAACAAAUAACGAUCGAAAGUUGA
Messenger RNA from Leptopilina boulardi, 5683 nucleotides. RefSeq names its product protein doublesex-like (gene Dsx). Gene Ontology annotation, biological process: regulation of transcription by RNA polymerase II; sex differentiation. The coding region runs from base 1078 to 2172 and encodes 364 amino acids. NCBI's taxonomy places the organism in Eukaryota, Metazoa, Arthropoda, Insecta, Hymenoptera, Figitidae. The record is from RefSeq and is a predicted model, not a curated record. The transcript has 6 exons. Gene Ontology annotation, cellular component: nucleus. Gene Ontology annotation, molecular function: RNA polymerase II cis-regulatory region sequence-specific DNA binding; DNA-binding transcription factor activity, RNA polymerase II-specific.